GGAGAACUGCCGCGCCGCAACGGGAUGACUGGGACGAGGUUGUCCUCGGUGGUGUUCCUCGCCCUCGUUUCCCUGUCGCCGUGUCUGGCGCAGAGGCUCGAGGACGACAAGGACGAUUUCACGGAAACGAACGAGGAGGCGACCGGCCUGUUGGAAAGUCCCUCGCGGCGACCAAGAGCUCUCGCUUUCCCCAAAAACUCCCAGCUUCUGCUGAUCCUGGGACUGGGAACGCCGUUGCAACUGGACUUCGAGAGCAUAAUCAUCGGUGUCUUCACCAAGAUCGUAUACAACUUGCCAUCGAACGCGACAGACUUCACCGUUCCGGGGGUCUAUUAUUCUCGAGCGCAGAAGAGCAGAUGGAGCGUUUACAAAGCAUUGGAAAAGGCGGCUGGCCUGUACGGAUUCGGUGGGAAGGCCUGCCUAUUGAAGGCCAUUUGCGAAGCUGCCUCCGCUCCUUUCGAUGGUACUCACGGUUUGUUGGGACAGCUGUUGCACGUCUUCUUCAGGCCUUCGAGCACCGAGGAGCGGUACGACGAGUACGGGGAUCGAGAGUACAGCGCGGCAGAGCGUUUGGGCGAGCAGAUGUCGGCGGAAAACUGCCACGCCCUUUAUCCAGAAUGCCCGAGAAGUAUGCUUGACGUAUUCUCCACGGUGAUCACGUAAAAUCUACUCUGGACGAGGAAGAUAUUCCGUUGGAAACCGAACUCGAAUUCGAAUUUUUCUUGGAUGAAGACGAUCCUUUCUAAUCUGUGUGCGAUCGAAAUCGAUUACGCGAGAAAAAAGAUCUUUUAAGUUAAUAACACUUACAAUCAUAAUUGAUCACUCUUUAUAUAACCUCACAAUCAUUGGAUCGUUCGGAAAGUAAUUUCGUUUUUUCACACGAGUGUCGCUACGUGUCGAACACGGUUUAUCCAGCCAACUUCAUUCUAAACCGUGUUAUUAUUAUAUAUUUUGAGAGUUGAAAAUUCGUUGGUUUUGUAAGAAAAAUUCGUUUGAUUCUGCGCAGUUGUGUUUUUUCGUGCGUGAUGACAAAAGUGCAAGAUCAAAAGGAGCAUUUUUGGCAUAUUUUAUUAUCGAAAAGGCACGGUUGGGAGGACGGGAGAGAGUGCCUUCUGAAGACCAUCUGCGAACUCGCGGAGACACCGUUUGCAAGGACGCGUCGUGACGUCCUCGAGGAGGUGAUCCACUUAAUUUUAACUACAGGGUGAACUUCAAGAUCUCGAUGUUCCCUUACACGACCAUCUUCUCGCACGCGGCUGGUUUCAAGCUGGUGUGGCUACUUCCAAGCGGGUCCGAGGUUACCAGGCUCGUCAGGUCCGUCGACGACGUUCACCAGGCCGCCGAGAUCGUAUACGAGAGCCUAGGAAAUUGCCCCUGCCCUGGAAUAUCGAGAAGGGGUGGAUUUCUGGCCAAAGGUUUCCGCAGGAUCAACCAAUGCCGCAUC
Messenger RNA from Apis dorsata (giant honeybee), 1444 nucleotides. RefSeq lists its product as uncharacterized. The record is from RefSeq and is a predicted model, not a curated record. Bases 25 to 663 code for a protein of 212 amino acids. The transcript is spliced from 6 exons. NCBI's taxonomy places the organism in Eukaryota, Metazoa, Arthropoda, Insecta, Hymenoptera, Apidae.